AUGGGCGACACAGGGCCCGUCGUUAGAUUCGUGCGGGAAGAAGCCCCGAAUGUCCAUCCCGCAUUCACGACGCCGACGAAUUAUGAUGACCAAAGGGGUAUCUUCGAGCCAAAGAAGGCUGCAUUCGACUUGGAAGAUGCGCUCGUACGAUACCAGGAGCUUGGGUGUAGCCCGGCGCUCAAGUUCGACCCGAAGAACUGUACAUGGAACGACUUCUUUGAGCAGCUUUCAGAUACCAAGGUAGCGUACGAAGCCAAGGCAGUGGGAUGGAAGGGAUCGCUACACAAGGUAGCAAGAAAAGCAGGAGACAAGGCCGAUCUGAUUGCGCCGGGGCUCCAACUGCUCCCCGAAAAGUACGGGCUUUCGAUUGUACGGGCAGCCUUAGGGUGGAUGCUAGUGCUCGCCAAGGAGUCCGCGAAGAAAAGGGAGGCCAUUUUUGAGGCGUUUAAAGACAUCCCUGGCAUCAUCUGGAUGGCAGAGGCCAAGAGGAAUAAUUUCCCUAAGGACACUCAAUUGAAAAUCCUGGCAGAUGAGCUCAACGAUACAAUUCUCGAUUCCACGAACAAAAUGAUUCGAUAUCUUCUGCCGAAGCACCAGGUUGCCAAAAUAUUCCCUGUGUUACCAGGCGCGCCCUCGGGCUCGGAAGUGGAUCAGCUUAUCGCAAAGGUGAGGAGAGCCGCAGCGAAUCUAACUCGACGCACAGAUCUCCUCGUCGAGGGGACCAUCGUAGCAACGAGACGGCUGGCGGAAAAGAGCAUCCUGGAGCAUGAAGCAACGCGACAAAACACCAUGUCGACAUUGAUCGAGGCAAGGGGCAUCAGCCAACAGGUCUUGGAAAUGAGCGAAGCUGUUAAGCCGCUCCCAGGCCAAAUUAAAGAGCUCCAACAUACGGUCGAGGAGCUUAAGGAUAAGAUGUCACAUCUUGAACGCGAGGCCGUCAACGCGCUGACGAGCAUGGCAAACCACGCGGGAGUGGAUGCUCAAAAUUGGACGAAGAGACUGCUAGAUGAGAUUUGGCAGGGCGUCGAGGCCAGAAUGCGCAUCAUGGCCAACGAAGCACAAAAGCGAGAGCAGCGUCUGCUCAUGGUAAUGCAGGACCUUGAGACGGAAAUAGAAAGGGCGAGGACGCCACAGCUGCCCUCAAAUGCUACUCUAUCUACUUCGGAAAUUCUAGGUAUUCUAGCGGUUUCCCCGGAGAGAAUCACGGCAGAUUUAAAGCUUAUCAUUCAGGGAUCAGCCCUUCUCGACCCAGCCAGCCAGCUUGAAGCCCAAUCCCUUCUCAAUAUCGACCGUUUCUGGCAGUGGUUCUCGUCAGCAUCGUCGGACUUGCUGUUUGUACACGGCAGCCUCGUAGACGAUCCAACGGAAGCUCGCAUCUCGCCAAUUUCCCCGGUUUGCGCGACGAUGGUUGCCGCUAUCAUCAAGACUCACCCAUCAGCGGUUUCCCUUUACUUUUUCUGCGGAUUUCAUAUGGACUUUGGGGAUAACCUAAAGGGCCCCCAGGGGUUGAUGAGGUGCUUAAUCUCUAAACUCUUGGUAGAAGCUUCGACUCGCCACCCAAUGGGAUUAACUUACGACUUCGCUGACCUCUCUUCCACCGAUGGACUUCGCCAUCACGACAUGUCAGAGCUAUGCUCAUUAUUCCGCAGAAUAAUCAUGCAACUCCCUCGAGAUGCGAUCGUGUACUGUAUCAUCGAUGGUGUGUCAUGGUAUGAGCGUCUCGAGAUGCUGGAGGACAUAUUCCUCGUCAUGCAAACCUUGUCUGGCCUGGUGGAUGAUCCAUACCUACGACCAGCCCUGAAGGUACUUCUGACAAGUCCGUUUCCGUCAAAGAGAAUCGCUCCUGGAAUACCAACGCAAAGACGCGUUUUCCUACGACCCAUGGCAAUUGCCAAUGAGGUGGUCUCGGAAAGAAUGAUUUUUGCAAACUUGACAUCGCGUGCGCGGCAAGUCCCUGCGUACGCAACAGCAAACAGCACCGCGCCAGGGACCGCAGCCGUUGCUCUCGAGGAGGAAAGGACAGCCGAAGACUAUUUAUAG
This is a messenger RNA of Scedosporium apiospermum, 2040 nucleotides long. RefSeq lists its product as uncharacterized. The coding region runs from base 1 to 2040 and encodes 679 amino acids. The record is from RefSeq and is a predicted model, not a curated record. The transcript is spliced from 4 exons. NCBI's taxonomy places the organism in Eukaryota, Fungi, Ascomycota, Sordariomycetes, Microascales, Microascaceae.